Molecule: messenger RNA, 6408 nt
Organism: Cavia porcellus (domestic guinea pig)
Lineage: Eukaryota; Metazoa; Chordata; Mammalia; Rodentia; Caviidae
Gene: Pdgfra
Product: platelet derived growth factor receptor alpha
Exons: 23
Coding region: 239-3508 (1089 amino acids)
Biological process (GO): protein phosphorylation; multicellular organism development; positive regulation of kinase activity
Cellular component (GO): signaling receptor complex; plasma membrane
Molecular function (GO): ATP binding; platelet-derived growth factor alpha-receptor activity; platelet-derived growth factor binding
Source: RefSeq, a predicted model, not a curated record
CGCAGUCCGUGCGGCCGUGGGACCCCCAAUCUCGCGGUGACCCGGCCACCGAGCCGGUGGAGGAGGUUGGAGGGGGAGCAGCUCACGCAGUAUUUGUGUGGGUGGGGCGGAGCCGGGAGCCGGACGGUGCCAGCUCAGAACCUCCGGGAGAAGGUCUGCGAGUGCGGUCUCCACUGCGCUGUCGGGGACCCCGCGCCAGAGCUGCGCGCGGCGACGAGCCGGCCGGCUUUCCAGCGCCAUGGGGACAUCCCACCAGGCCGUCUUGGUCCUUGGCUGUCUCCUCACAGAACUGAGCCUAAUCUGCUGCCAGCUUUCGCUGCCCUCCAUCCUGCCCAAUGAGAAUGAAAAGGUUGUGCAGCUCAAUUCAUCCUUUUCUCUGCGAUGCUUCGGGGAGAGCGAAGUGAUCUGGAAGCACCCCGUGACUCUGGGAGAGUUCCCCGACGUGGACAUCAGAAACGAAGAAAACAACAGCGGCCUUUUUGUGGCCGUGCUGGAAGUGGCCAACGCCUCGGCGGCCCACACCGGCUGGUACACUUGCUGCUACAACCACACCGAGCCGGAGGAGGGCGAGGUCGAGGGCCGGCAUAUCUACAUCUACGUGCCGGACCCGGAUGUGGCCUUUUUGCCUCUAGAAAUGACAGACUACAUAGUUGUUGCAAACAACGAUGACUCCACCAUCAUACCCUGCCGCACGACAGACCCCAGGACUCCCGUGACCUUACACAACAGCCAGGGGUUGGUGCCAGCCUCGUACGACAGCAAACAGGGCUUCAAUGGGACCUUCAACAUGGGGCCCUACUUCUGUGAGGCCACCGUCCAAGGGAAGACCUUCCAGACCAUGCUAUUUAAUAUCGUUACUUUGAAAGCUGCAUCACAGCUGGAUCUAGAGAUGGAAGCCCUGAAAACUGUGUAUAAGUCAGGGGAGACGAUCGUGGUCACCUGUGCCGUCUUUAACAAUGAAGUGGUUGACCUUCAGUGGACCUACCCUGGAGCCAUGAAAGGCAAAGGCCUCCUGAAGCUGCAGGAAAUCAGAUUUCCGACCAUCAAGUUGGUGUACACUUUGACAGUCCCGGAGGCCACGGUGAAAGACAGUGGGGACUAUGAAUGCACUGCUCGCCACGCCACCGAGGAUGUCAAGGAAAUGAAGAGAGUCAGCAUCGCUGUGCACGAGAAAGGGUUCGUGGAAAUCAAGCCCACCUUUGGCCACGUGGAAGCUGUCAACCUGCACGAGGUCAGACAUUUCGUGGUGGACAUACAGGCCUACCCGCCUCCCAGGAUCUCCUGGCUGAAGGACAACCUGACUCUGAUCGAAAAUCUCACUGAGAUCACCACUGAUGUGGAAAAGAUUCGGGAAAUAAGGUAUCGAAGCAAACUGAAGCUGAUCCGUGCUAAGGAAGAAGACAGUGGCCAUUACACUAUUAUAGUUCAAAAUGAAGAUGACGUGAAGAGCUACACAUUUGAGCUGUUAACUCAAGUUCCCUCCUCCAUCCUGGACCUGGUUGAUGACCAUCAUGGCUCCGGCGGGGAACAGACUGUGAGGUGCACGGCGGAAGGCCUCCCUCUGCCUGACAUCGAGUGGAUGGUCUGCAGGGACAUUAAGCGAUGUAAUAAUGAGACUUCCUGGACAGUUUUGGCCAACAAUGUCUCAAAUAUCAUCACAGAGACACAUUCCCAGGGCAAGAGUAUUGUGGAGGGCCGAGUGACGUUUGCCAAAGUGGAGGAGACCAUUGCUGUUCGAUGCUUGGCCAAGAAUCUCCUUGGGUCCAGCAGCCGGGAGCUGAAGCUGGUGGUUCCCACCCUGCAUUCUGAGCUCACAGUGGCCGCUGCGGUGCUGGUGUUGCUGGUGAUUGUGAUCAUCUCACUUAUUGUCCUGGUUGUAAUUUGGAAGCAGAAACCGAGGUAUGAAAUUCGCUGGAGGGUCAUUGAAUCAAUCAGCCCUGAUGGACAUGAAUAUAUUUACGUGGACCCGAUGCAACUGCCUUAUGACUCGAGAUGGGAAUUUCCAAGAGAUGGAUUGGUGCUUGGUCGCAUCCUGGGAUCCGGUGCCUUUGGGAAAGUGGUGGAGGGAACAGCAUAUGGGCUCAGUCGCUCCCAGCCUGUUAUGAAGGUGGCUGUGAAGAUGCUCAAACCCACAGCCAGAUCCAGUGAAAAACAAGCUCUCAUGUCUGAACUGAAGAUAAUGACUCACCUGGGGCCACACUUAAACAUUGUGAACCUGUUGGGAGCUUGUACCAAGUCAGGCCCCAUUUACAUCAUCACCGAAUACUGCUUCUAUGGAGAUUUGGUCAACUAUUUGCAUAAGAAUAGAGAUAGCUUCCUGAGCCGACACCCAGAGAAGCCCAAGAAAGAGCUGGACAUCUUUGGACUGAACCCCGCGGAUGAGAGCACAAGGAGCUAUGUGAUUUUAUCUUUCGAAAACAAUGGCGACUACAUGGACAUGAAGCAAGCUGAUGCCACGCAGUACGUCCCCAUGCUGGAAAGGAAAGAGGUUUCUAAAUACUCGGAUAUCCAGAGAUCGCUGUACGAUCGUCCUGCCUCGUAUAAGAAGAAAUCUAUGCUAGAUUCAGAAGUCAAAAACCUCCUCUCAGAUGAUAACUCUGAAGGCCUUACUUUGUUGGAUUUGUUGAGCUUCACCUAUCAAGUUGCCCGAGGAAUGGAGUUUUUGGCUUCAAAAAAUUGUGUCCACCGUGACCUGGCUGCUCGCAACGUCCUCCUGGCACAAGGGAAAAUCGUGAAGAUCUGUGACUUUGGCCUGGCCAGAGACAUCAUGCAUGAUUCGAACUACGUGUCAAAAGGCAGCACUUUCUUGCCUGUGAAGUGGAUGGCUCCUGAGAGCAUCUUCGACAACCUCUACACCACCCUGAGUGACGUCUGGUCUUACGGCAUUCUGCUCUGGGAGAUCUUCUCUCUUGGUGGCACGCCCUACCCUGGCAUGAUGGUAGAUUCUACAUUCUACAACAAGAUCAAGAGCGGGUACCGGAUGGCCAAGCCUGACCACGCCACCAGUGAAGUCUAUGACAUCAUGAUGCAGUGCUGGAACAGUGAACCCGAGAAGAGACCCUCUUUUUACCACCUGAGUGAGAUAGUGGAGACCCUGCUGCCUGGACAGUAUAAAAAGAGUUAUGAGAAAAUCCACCUGGACUUCCUGAAGAGUGACCAUCCCGCUGUGGCACGUAUGCGCGUGGACUCAGACAACACGUACAUCGGUGUUUCCUACAAAAAUGAGGAAGACAAGCUGAAAGACUGGGAGGGUGGCCUGGAUGAGCAGAGACUGAGCGCUGACAGUGGCUACAUCAUCCCUCUGCCCGACAUCGACCCUGUGCCUGAGGAGGAAGACCUGGGCAAGAGGAACAGGCACAGCUCUCAGACCUCUGAAGAAAGCGCCAUUGAGACAGGCUCCAGCAGUUCCACUUUCAUCAAGAGAGAGGACGAGACCAUCGAGGACAUUGACAUGAUGGAUGACAUUGGCAUAGACUCCUCGGACCUGGUGGAGGACAGCUUCCUGUAACUGGCAGAUCCAGUGGGCACCUUCUACUCCAGGAGCUACCUGUGGGUCCCUUUAAGAAAACCACUUUAUUGCAAUGCAAAGGUUGAGACUUGAAUGAUGGUGACGGGGACUUUCCAGCCGUGGGCCCGGGGAGCCCUCUGGAUAUGAGCGAGUGGGACUUUUGAAAUGAACUUUUUCGGUGUUGCCUCUUGCAAUGCUUCAGUAACAUCUCAGUGGCCUGUGAAGUUUGGAAAUAGAAGGACAGGGAAUAAUAGGCCACAGAAAAAUGAGUUUUGUGUUUCAAGGGCUUUGGUGAGAUUUCCACAUGCACAAUUUGUACUGCAACAAACACUAGCGUUGUAAUUAUGUAAAUAACUCUAACCAAGGAUGUGUUUAGAUUUGCAUUAAUCGUCUUCUCUGGACUUUUGAAGAGACCACUCAAUCCAUCCAUGUACUUCUUUUUUCGAACCUGGUAUCAGCUGCUGUUGAAUUUUCUUAUGAAGUGCAUGCAAAACCACUUUUGAACCUUAAAAGGUACUGGUACUAUCACAUUUUACUUUUUUCUUAGUGUUAAAGAGAUAAAAAAAUAACAAUUAACCAACUUUGUUUAAUAGAUUUGGGUCCUUUAGCAGCCCAACGACUCAUUUUCAUAUUGUAACCUAUAUUUAUAAUAAUACUACUGUUAUCAGUAAUGCUAAAUGUGUAAUAUGUAACAUGAUCUCCCUACAGAGAAAGCACAACUUAAAGAAAAAACCCUUUACUAAGUAGGUGACAAGUUUGAUCGUUUUUGGCAUUUACCUUAAAUAACAUAUGUUUCUUUAUAAAACACAAUAGCUUUAGUGGAUUAAAUUUAGUCAACAUAGAGAGCAAAGUGUAAGUAACAUUGUCCAGGAAGUCAGAGUUUUUAAUUAUAUAGGCUCCCUAAUCCCUUCUACUAAAAACAGUUAAUGACCUCUGAAGUAAUGGGAUUAGAAACAAACCCCUGAAUCCUAAAUGUCCUUGAUAUAAAGGCAAAAUCCUUUUGCUGUGACCCAGUGGAAAUCACAGGAAUCAGCCAAAAGACUGAACUCACAGAGCUUUUUUUUAUGACUAAGAAUACCUUUGGUGGAUCCCAACAUGCAUUUUAAAAUCUGUGAACCUUAAAAGUCAGAGGGAUGCCCUCAAGUCAGCUCCUUUCUUUCAUCUCUUACCCUAAAGAGAAGGAGCUUGAAGCCCUGAGGUCACAAAGGUGUUUUUUCGUGUGCAUCAGCCUGGCUUUUCAGUUCCCACGUGGAACUGGCAGUGGGAACCACUAGAUUCUGCAGAAUCCAGAAAUUCUGCAUUAUUAAGUCUAACAGAAACAGGAAUCUCAUUUUUAUAAACACCCUGGCUAUUCUGAUCAGCCAGUUUUCAGAAACACUGGCUUAGGUUACAGGAGGUUGCCAUGGGGGAAGAAAAACAAUUUGAAAUUUGGAUCUGGACUAGAAGUCAACCAUGCAGGAAGCCAACUAUUAAAGUCCUUGGCUUCAGGUCAGUGACAUUUAAUACCAUAUAUAUAGCAAUUGCUACCCUUAAUUUAGCUUUCCAGUCUUAGCUGAGGCUGAGAAAGUUAGAAUUUGUUUUUUUGGCACAUCUUCCAAAAUUCAAGACGAAGUAAAGAUGCUGUUUCCCACUGCAUGGGGGAUUUGGACUCAUCUUCCCCCAGGAAAAGGCGUGUGUAAAAACAAUCAAAUUCCACAUGCCAAAUCUCUGAAUAGCCAGGUCAAUAUUUUAUGAAAAAGGCUGAAAAGUUUUCCUGGUAUUUUGGGUGUAGGUGGGAGGAUAGAUUGUCACAUCCAUCCAGACCAUCGAACUGGUUGGUAUGAGUUCAUUGGCAUUCUUUGCAGUGUGUUUAAUUGCUGACACCGUAUGAAUGAAACAUGGGCUGUGAUUACUGCAAUCACUGAUGUGCUUCCAGCAGGUGGUGCCUUAGAAGAUGUAGAAGCAAUAAUGAGGUCCUUGAGUACCUACUAGUGGAAUCUCAAUGCAAGCCCCAACUUUCUUGUCCCCCUUCUCCAUAGCAAGUGUGAAGACUGAGCCAGAUUGGCCAAUUAAAAAUGAAAACCUGAUUUGGUUCCAUAGAACCAAUUAGACUUGAAAUACAUUUGUGUUUCUAGAAUCACAGCUCAAGUAUUCCAUUUAUCACUCACUCUCCCGCACAGGCUUAUUUUGUUGGUGCUUUGCCUUCUGAUGCUACUUUAAGUCUUGUAUGAUACUGUGAGACUGGAUGAAGUCUGAGGCCGGUGGUUUCCAGUCGUUAUCAGUGCACCCACCUGAAAUGAUGAAAGACUACAUUGUUAAAACUGUGUUUCCCAGAUUUGUUUCUUUCUCUCUCUCUCUCUUUUUUUUUUUUUUUGCCGUCUGUAAAGUCCCCAGAAAAAAAUUUGCUAAUCCUUCCCACUUUCUAUUUUUAUGAUGACAAUCAAAGCUAGCCCAAGAAACACAAUUUGUGGCUUUUAAAAUGAUCAGUGAUAUCCUUACAAUGUGGUCUGCCAAUCUGUACAAAAUGGUCCUAUUUUUGUGAAGAGGGACGUAAGAUAAAAUGAUGUUAUACAUCAAUAUGUAUAUAUGUAUUUCUAUAUAGACUUGGAGAAUACUGCCAAACCUUUAUGACAAGCUGUAUCACUGCCUUUGUUUAUAUUUUUUUAACUGUGAUAUUCCCCACAGGCACAUUAACUGUUGCACUUUUGAAUGUCCAAAAUUUAUAUUUUAGAAAUAAUAAAGAGAAAAAUACUUACAUGUUCCCAAAACGGUGGUGUGGUGAAUGUGUGAGAGAAACUAACUUGAUAGGGAGGCUCUACCCAUAUGAAAUGUAUUCCAAAUGCCCCGUUCCUGUUUUUAUUUUGAAACGUGUAAAUGAAGAUCUUUAUAUUUCAAUAAAUGAUAUAUGUAAUUUAAAGUUA